GCCUAAGAGCAUAGGGGAAAAAAAAAAAAAAAAAAAAAGAAAAAAAUUCACAUGUAUUUAUAUAAAAGAAAAUAAAAAUGCUAAUCGCUAAGAAAGGGGGGUGGGAAAAAAAAAAUCAAAAAUCAAAAAUCAAGACCACAAUGCAACGGUCAGGAGCGCGAAGCUUCCCUUGAAUCCUACCAACAACGGCAAAUCUAAAGCCCUUCUUACUCACCAAGCAACUCUGCCUCACUCCUUCUGUCUCUGGAUUUCCCUCUGAUACCUAUAAAAGGGCUUCCAACCUCUCAUUCUUAGUCACCAAGCAACUCUACCUCUCUCUCUCUCUCUCUGUUUUUCCCUCCUCUGAUUCUCUCUUCGUUCUUGAUUUUCUCUCCGAUCCGAUUAUCUUCGUUGUGAUUUUCCUCAUCGUUCUGAUUCCAUCUUCGUUGUUGUUGAGAAUGGCGGUUUUGGCAGCGACGAGAGUGGGUGUAGUUGAGCGAAAGCAGCGAAGAAGAGCGACUACAAUUUGUUCCUACUGGCUGGCCGGACGAUGCGUCAGAAACCCUUGUCGCUUCUUCCAUCCACUUUCUCAAUCUCCUUCCCAGCCUGCUCCAAUCCCUAACAAACGCCCCCUUGCGAUUUCUGAAGCCCAUCCGCACAAACCCACCAAACGGUCACCGUCGACUUCUUCUUCUACUUCUUCUUCAGUCAGGCCCUGUGAGUAUUGGAAAUCCGGCAAUUGCUUCUAUGGCGAUUGCUGCCGCAACUUGCAUUCCUGGUUUUGCGCAGACGAUUUCUCGAUUUCCUCCAAACUCGCCGGUCACAAGAAUGGUAUCACCGGCAUAGCCCUUCCUCAAGGCUCGGAUAAGCUCUUCACGGGGGAUAGAGAUGGCAGUUUAAGGGUUUGGGAUUACCGUUCUGGUAAAUGCACCCAGAAGUUCGACCUUGGAACUGAAAUUGGAUGUUUGAUCUGUAAAGAUUCGUGGAUUUUUGUGGGUACUGUGGAUUGCGUUAAGGCAUGGAAUUUUGAAACCCAUUUGGAUUUCAGUCUCAGCGGACCUGUUGGUCAGGUUUAUGCUCUUGCUGUGGGUCAAGAUGCUCUUUUUGGUGGAGCACAGAAUGGGGUUAUAAGCGUCUGGAAGCUGUCAGAUCCUGAAAAUCCUGGUUUUCCAUUAACUGGGUCUCUGGAGGGCCAUACUUGUGCGGUGACUUCGCUUGUUGUUGGUGCCAAAAGGUUGUUUUCUGGGUCCAUGGAUCACACUAUUAGAAUCUGGGAUACUUGUAGUUUGCAGUGCGUUGGGACACUGAAUGGGCAUUCUGCUGCUGUUAUGUCUGUGAUUUGUUGGAAUUGUUGCUUGAUAUCUUGUUCUAUGGACAAAUCAAUCAAGGUUUGGUCAACAACCAAAGAAGAUGGGACUGUGGAAGUAAUUUAUACUCAUGAUGAAGAAUGUGGUGUGCUUUCACUUUUCGGGAUCCACGAUGCCAAUGACAAACCUAUCUUAUUGUGCUCUUGUGAAGAUAAUUCUGUCCGGUUGUAUGAACUGCCAUAUUUCUUGGAAAGGGGAAGGCUUUUUGGCAAACAAGACAUUCGAGCCAUUCAGACAUCUGCUAAUGAUGAAGGGCUAUUCUUCACUGGUGAUUGGACUGGUACGCUAACUGUGUGGAAGUGGGAUAGAGACCCCAAGAUUGAGGAUCUUCACAAGCGACUUAAAGUUUAGAUUUUUAUUUUUGGUCCUGUAUAUUUUUUUUCGGAGAUCUGAUUAUUUUUGUUUCAAAUGACAAAUUGAAGCAAUCUUAGCUUCAAAAGAACUGUAAAUUGUUUUGAUUCUGACUUGUAUAAAUCAACAUUCAUUUGGAAAUAUAAAACUCAUGUCUAUGUAAAAUUAUAGACAAUCCCUUUCAUAAUAUAAUUCUCUGUUUUUUAUUAAUUUUUAGAUUAUGUUUAUAGAUAUCUAGUUGUUUUAGAUUAUAUUUAUAGGUUUCGAUGAUGAAUCUGUUAUCCACCGGUGCAUACACUGCGGAUUGAGGAAGGGGGUUUAGGGAAAUAUACUGUAUAAUUGUAGACUUUGUAUGCAUAAACUAAACUUGUCACUAAAAUUUAGCUGAUGAGAAAGAGUAGGGGUAAAAGUUUUCAAAAUUAGGGAAGCCGAUUGAUGCAGGGGCCACUUGGUGUGCUUGAUAUAUGGAGGCAAUAACUUCUUACCCCUCCAUUUUGGGAUUUUUUUAUUUUUGUUUACUCCCUCCAUCAUCGGCUUUUGGAUAAAUUUCAAAUGGUGUUACAGUUUUGUUGCUAUGCACUUUUUUUCCUUUUGUUUUUUAUGGUCAAUAUUUCUGUUGCUAUGCUACAUUACUUGUUAGGGAAUUCAGGAGAACAUUGUGACUUCGGGCUGCUGUUUGUAAAUCAUAAGUUGCUGUACACUGUUUGUCAACACUCCUGAUGUGUCCGUAAAUCAUAAUUUGCUACACGCGGUCUGAACUUUAUGUUGACUCCACUGUGAAGAAAAAUUCUAUAGACGUUUAAUCUAAACAAGCGGUUUGCAUCUCUUACAAUGGUCAAUCCAGUAAGGCCAGAACUCUGACAACAGGGAGGUACAAGUGACCGAACCCUUCCAUCACAAAUCUUAUGCAAUCUUCAUACCAACAGCUGGAAGCCAGUUUGGAAGAUCAUUUUUUUUUUUUAUUUUGUCUCCCAAGAUAAUUUAUUUGAUCCCAUAUUGUUUUUUUAAUCCAAGUUCUUAAGCAACUAACUGGCACCCUUUUCAUCCUCUCCACCAAACAUAUUUUCUAAAUUUUGAACACCAAAUGAUGUAGUAUUAUCUUAUUGGGUGUAGUUACAUGAAUUUUAGUCAUUAAUUUUCAAUCCAAUAACACAAUCAUAUAUAAUUUUCCAUCAACAAAUUAGCCAUUUGAAACCCGUGGCAAGAAUCUUUACCCCCGCGGCUGUAACAGUGUGCAUGUUUUAGAGAAAACAUGCACCUCUAGCAAAUGGAACCACGCCAAAUUGCCCUAUCAGUUUCAUAAAAUCACUAGCCCUAGCAAUAACGAGUUUACAAAUAGCACGAAAUUAGAUCCUCCCAAGAUUUACAAUACUUUCUUCAAAUAGCCAUAAGACUCUAAUUGACUUCCCAAUAUACAAACUUUACUACCACUGACCACGAUAUAUAUUGAGACAUCGGCACCAAAACCACCCCAUAUGUCAGUGUCAACAUCAGAUAAGUAACUUAAUAAGAAUUUGUUGCGAACUUGGAACAGAAUUUCAUCCAAUGACAAAUUAAAUGAACGUUGGUCGGAAAAGAGCAUUGCUACUCCGUUCCUUGCAUAGGAACCAUCAUAUGUUGGGCCUGUGACUGCAUUCAUUACACAAAACAAAUACAAUGUUAGAAUAAACAAAUUAAAUGCACUUUCUUUUAUUUAUUAAAAAAAAAAAAAAAAAGAAUCUGAGGGAGGCAGACUAGAAUCUGAUGUUAUAUUGAAAAAAGAUGGUCAAAAGAUAAGAGAGACCUAUAAGAUGUCCACAUACAUAAAGAUAAAAGACUGGUAAACAAAACCAAACUGCUCCUCACGGUACAUCUAACAAAUAUACUCCAAUUCUAGAAUCUUUUAAAUAUUAUAUUGACAUUAGAAGUUUUACCAUAUCUAAUUAUCCAUCAGUUGUGGGGAUCUCAAAUCAUAUACAAAUCUAUUUGCAGUUUGACAAGAAGAUGUAAUAGCUAAGAUGCAUCAACAAAUUUGUUUCUCAGGAAUGACUACCAUAAUUGUCCAACCUAUGAAGCUAGGCUCAGAGGUCACACACAAGAAGAGAGUCAUAUCUCUGACACGCCACAUUUUACUACCAACAACAAUAACAGCAUAACAAGUUUAUUAAACUUUAAUUAUUUUAGGAGGAAAAUAAAUCACAAUCUACCCAUUCUAAAUGCUCCAGCAAGAAAAAAUGCACAAAAAUUUUCUGCCAAAUAUCCAAAUAGACAUGCACGUUUUAAACUUUAAAAAAUUAUAAACCCGAUUGCAGCCAAGUAGAUAACAUUCAUGUCAGAGUGUUUUUAAAUCAUAGCACCACACUACCUAUUUUACAUAAAAUAUGGUAUUCAAUAAGAUGUAAAAUCGAAAUAUAAAGAGUUAACAGCUUUUUGCUUAUUCUACAAAAAAUAUAGCAUUCAACAGGUAAAAUGAAAUAUGAAAGAUUAUUAAGCCUGUUUUCAUAUUUCCAGAACAAAAUUUACACCAUAAACUUGAAAAGCCAAUUCCAAAUACUAGGCCCUCAUCACAAAUUCAUGAUUACACAGGAAGAAUGUCUGGAAUGGAGUUCUAACCAAAUUUACAGGCUCUAUGCUAUCUAUGAUAUACGCCUUUGAUUUAUAAACGAACAGUUUCAACCAAGGACAAUUAAUAAUGGAGAAUUAUAGAAUCAAUGGAAAAAAAUUACAUGAAAUGCAACUAUAAUUGUUUUAUCCCCAAUUAAAAUCAAAUGCAAUAAAUAAGACCCAAUUGAAAUUUAUUAGAAUAACACGCCCAAAAUAAAAUGAAUCUAAAUUUUCUAUAGCAAAGUAAAUUUAUGUGAUAAUGGGAUUCCCCUAAUGGACAACUACUGCACAAUCAAAUUUAUUAUCACUCACAAAUUCAUUUUUACCCAUCAAACAAGAUCUUACUAAAUCGUGGCUUUAUAUAUUAAACUUUCACCACUACAAAUUUCUUGAAAAGAUCAUGCAAAUAAUAGAAUCAAACUUGUUUAAUAUAUUUUACAUUUCAUAUUAGUAUAAUUUAAGCCCUCUGUGAUAAAUUUUUUAAUUUAGUCCAUGCAGAACAGUCAGAUAUCUUAAACCCAAAAGCUAAUAAAGAAUGUCGAGGAAAAAUUUAAUAACCAGAGAAGUAAGUAGGAAUAAUCAUAAGGAAGCAUAAUAGAACAAUCCAAGAAAAAGCUACAACGUUGGUUAGAAUGAAUAUGAAAAUUAGUGUAUGUUUGGUACACAAAAUAUAUAAAGGAAUAAAAUAGCCACUUCAAAGAUUAGUUAUUCCAAUGUUUCGGACACUUCUUGUUCCCAAGAGUACCCAUACCAUUGUGAGAGCUAUUCCUUGAUUUUAAAGAAUAAUUGUUCCUAUUUAAAACUCUAGAAUGGCAUUCGUUCAUUCUAAUAUAGUUAAACUUUAACUUAACCAAAUUUGUAUUUUUUUUUUUUUGGGGGGGGGGGGAAGAAUUCCUAUAAAGGCUCAGGAUUGAAUUCAAUAAAAUGUUAUAAUUACACGAAUGCAUAUGAAUAGUUAUUCUUUUCUAGGCAUCUUUUUUAACUAGGAAUAACUAUUCCUAUUCCAUUAGAAAUAGCCAAUCAAUAUACCAAACAUACCCUAAAUUACAAGAACAAUCAUUCUUAACAAGCUUAAGAAGAACAUUCUUAUUGACUUACUAUUUUGAAAAUUUGCAUGAUUAAUUUAUUACUACAUAAAAGUAUAAGAAAGUAAUUUUAAGGCUUGCAAAAAAAGAAAAUGAAAAUUUUGGAGCCGUGCCAAGAUGGCAAAGGCACAGACAACAUUAAUAAGGGAAAAAGAAAAGGAAACCAUAAAUCUGAAAUGGAAUGUUUACUUGCAAAUAAAGGAGACCAAAGAAAACCAAUGGAUCUUUAUCUCUAUUUCAGGAAGAGGUAGUGGACCAAACUAUUGUCAACAGUGUUAACACUAACCAUAUUAACAACUCCAUCAUUACAAAGUUGCUUUCUCAAUUGGCUUUUUCCAACAAGAAAAAAAGACAUGCCUUUAAUAAAGCAUACAACAAGAAUACCUAGGGAUUAGCACUUUCUACAAAGCUCAAAAUAAGCAUUGUUUAGAAAUGUCAAAAAACCCUAGGGGGCUAAUUCCCCAAGGAACCUUGCCCUAGGUGGUUUUGUACAGGGGCAAGACAGAACAGGUAAGUUAUUAUUUUCCCAUCCCACAUAUAUAAAUACAUCUCAAUCUAUUUAUUAUACUAUUAAUAACCCAUCUCUAAAAAGGGUUUGGGUGGGGCUCUAGCCCCGAUUAGGGAGUAGGGUCAAGGAGUAAAAACCAGCCUCACCCUACCUCAGCGCUAUUCUUGACAACUAUCUAAAUGCAUUGACUAAUACCAUGGACAUUAAUGGUCCAAACCAAAUCAAUAAGUGGGGAUGUAUUCUAUGAUGCUAGCAGAAGAAUCGAUUGCCUUAAAAAGUAGCAGCUCUCCCCUCAGUAGAGUUGAAUUUAGCCCUUUCAGAGCCAUCCUAUAACUGUACAAAUACUGCUGAAAUUAUUAGGUACAACAUUUACAAAAAGCAUAGCAGAAGAAGUUGGAUUCCCAACAAUGCGUAACAUUCAUAAAGAGCAUCAUUGCCAAAAGCCUAAAUUGAUGCUUCUACAGCAACUUCAACAGCAAACUAUUUAUGGUCUGUUUGAAAAAUGUGAAGCAAAAAUACAUAAAGCGUGACCCCUUUUCAUAGAUCAAUUGGCAGCUUAUCUAACAUUUUAGCCAUAUCAUUAUAUCACACAGAAAAUAAAAUAAAAAUAAAAUAAAA
Molecule: messenger RNA, 6491 nt
Organism: Ziziphus jujuba (common jujube)
Lineage: Eukaryota; Viridiplantae; Streptophyta; Magnoliopsida; Rosales; Rhamnaceae
Product: zinc finger CCCH domain-containing protein 63
Exons: 1
Coding region: 438-1697 (419 amino acids)
Molecular function (GO): metal ion binding; protein binding
Source: RefSeq, a predicted model, not a curated record